AUGAAUCUAAAUAAAGUAUUUAGCAAUAGAAUCAUCAAGUUAUAUCCAUUUGCGACCAACAAUUCAUGUGUAAGACGAUCAUCUUCCAAAUCACUGAAAUUUGCGUCGAUUACAGAAGAAAACCAUUCCAUAGAAACAGCGCAAAAUAAAGUUAAGCAACAAGUAUCGCCACUUACUGACUCUUUCGGACGAUUUCAUUCCUACCUACGUAUAUCAUUGACUGAAAAAUGUAACUUACGAUGUCAAUACUGUAUGCCAGCUGAAGGAGUUCCACUUUCUCCAAAGUCUCACUUGCUGUCGACUGAUGAAAUAAUUUUAAUUUCUCGACUAUUCGUCAGUCAAGGUGUAAGGAAAAUAAGAUUAACUGGUGGGGAACCGACCAUACGUAAAGAUUUAGUUGACAUUAUUUCUCAACUGAAAGAAAUUCCAAAAUUGGAGAAUGUCAGCAUCACGACAAAUGCCUUAGUGCUGACUAGAAAUUUAGUAAGUUAUCAACGUGCUGGACUUGAUUCCUUAAACAUCUCUCUAGAUACGCUUCAGCCAAAGAAAUAUGAGCAAAUUACGAGGAGGAAGGGCUUUGAACGUGUCAUUGCUGGAAUUGACUUAGCUAUUCAGCUUGGCUAUAAGCCAAAAAUUAAUUGUGUAGCUAUGAAGAACUUUAAUGAUGAUGAAAUCUGUGAUUUUGUUGAAUGGACUAAAGAUCGUGAUGUUGAUAUUAGAUUUAUUGAGUACAUGCCAUUUUCUGGCAAUCGUUGGCAUACAGCGAAGCUCCUUCCAUACAAUGACAUGCUUAGUUCCAUUAAAGAAAAGUAUCCAAACUUAGAAACCCUUUCUAAUGGUCCAAACGACACAUCUAAAGCCUUUAAAGUGCCAAACUACAAAGGACAAGUUGGCUUCAUCACAUCCAUGACUGAACAUUUUUGCGGUACCUGUAAUCGACUGCGAAUAACAGCUGACGGUAAUUUAAAAGUUUGUCUUUUUGGAAAUAAAGAAAUUUCACUUCGCGAUGCAAUUCGUAAAGGUUGCUCGGAAGAUGAUCUUAUAGCUUUAAUUGGUGCCUCAGUUUUACGUAAAAAGAAGCAACAUGCUGACCAAAGAUUCCUCAAAACAUCCAGUAACUUAAAUAAACUACAAAUGAGAGCAUUCUCUACAAAAUUAACACAUGUCGAUGAGCAGGGAAAGGCAGCAAUGGUCAAUGUAAUCAACAAGUCACAUACGAAGAGAAAAGCAACAGCAUGUGGCCAUGUAAACAUCAGUAAAGAAAUAACAAGUCUUAUUAGAGGCAAUUUGAUGAAGAAAGGCGAUGUCUUAUCGAUUGCACAAAUUGCAGGAAUUAUGGGUGCUAAAAAUACACCAAAUCUAGUUCCUCUAACUCAUCACAUUCCACUUUCAUCAGUUAAAGUUGAUUUAAAGCUGAAUGAAGACGAAAAUCGAGUUGAAAUUUGUGCAACAAUUGAAUGCUUUUGGAAUACUGGAUGUGAGAUUGAAGCCUUAACUGCCGUGUCUAUUUCUGCCUUGACUGUUUAUGACAUGUGUAAAGCUGUAUCGCAUGAUAUAUCAAUAACUAAUAUACGAUUAAUGGAAAAGUCAGGAGGAAAGAGUGACUUUAAACGUCCAAAUUGUUAA
Chironomus riparius is the source of this 1626-nucleotide messenger RNA. Lineage: Eukaryota; Metazoa; Arthropoda; Insecta; Diptera; Chironomidae. The record is from the annotation of a GenBank genome assembly.